AUGUCUGACUCUCCGGCUUCUUCUCCACCAGCACCGCCAGCUGAUUCCAGUCCGCCGCCGGAUAACUCCACCGGUGGAUCUGCUCCUCCCCCUUCGGAUCCAGCACCACCUCCUAGCCCGCCGGUUGUUUCAUCUCCGCCUCCUGAUUCAUCACCACCGCCGAGUCCUCCAUCUCCACCGCCGGCGACUCCUCCUCCGGAAUCUAGUCCCCCGCCUCCUCUUCCGGAUUCCUCGCCUCCUCCACCGGCGGACGCUCCACCUCCAGCUGCUGAUCCUCCACCUCCACCGCUAGACGCUGGUUCACCGCCACCAGAGCCAACCAACUCCCCUCCACCUCCUCCCCCGGAGGAAAUUGAAUCACCACCGCCUCCACCAAAUGAAGACCAAAGCCCUCCUGCUCCUCCUCCGCCGGAAGAAAAAUCAUCUCCACCGGAGUCAGAACCUGAACAGCCGAAAAAAUCACCACCGCCACCACCAGCAGCACCAACAAAAUCUCCUUCAGCACCAACCAACUCUCCUCCAGCUCCUCCAAACACGCCGCCGCGUAACACAUCUUCUCACGCACUGCCACCAAAGUCAUCCACCGUCGCAGGUGGACCAUUCAAGUCACCAUCUCGCGGAGUCCCCAACGUCCCUCCUCCACCAAACGGCGAUGGCUACCAAGGCAAAACCAUGGUCGGAAUGGCCGUAGCCGGAUUCGCAAUCAUCGCCUUGAUCGCCGUCGUCUUCUUAGUCAGAAGAAAGAAGAAGAGAAACGCCGAUGCUUACAGUGACUCACAAUACUUGCCUCCUUCAAACUUCUCCAUCAAAUCAGAUGGAUUUUUAUACGGUCAAAACCAUUCAAAAGGAUACUCCGGUCCCGGUGGUUACAAUUCACAGCAACAAUCCGGAAACAGCUUCGGGAGUCAAAAAGGGAGCCAAAGAGGCUACACACAGUCAGGUUCCACGCCUGACUCAGCUGUGAUGGGGAGUGGUCAGACGCAUUUCGCGUACGAAGAGCUGAUGGAGAUAACUGACGGAUUCGCGCGGCAAAACAUACUCGGAGAAGGAGGGUUUGGUUGUGUGUACAAAGGUAAACUACACGACGGGAAGCUAGUCGCGGUGAAGCAGCUUAAAGUUGGUAGCGGACAAGGUGAUCGAGAGUUUAAAGCGGAGGUUGAGAUCAUUAGCCGUGUUCACCAUCGGCAUUUGGUUUCUCUUGUUGGCUAUUGUAUUUCUGAUGUUGAGAGGUUGCUUAUCUAUGAGUAUGUUCCUAACCAAACCUUGGAGCAUCAUUUGCAUGGUAAGGGAAGACCGGUUCUAGAGUGGGCUAGGAGAGUCCGAAUCGCUAUUGGUUCGGCUAAAGGUUUGGCGUAUUUGCAUGAAGACUGUCACCCAAAAAUCAUUCACAGGGAUAUUAAGUCAGCAAACAUCCUGCUGGACGAUGAGUUUGAAGCUCAGGUUGCUGACUUUGGACUUGCUAAACUCAAUGACUCAACUCAAACCCAUGUGUCAACUCGCGUUAUGGGAACCUUUGGGUACCUAGCACCGGAAUAUGCACAAAGUGGAAAGCUGACUGAUCGAUCAGAUGUUUUCUCGUUUGGAGUUGUUCUCUUAGAGCUUGUAACCGGACGCAAACCAGUCGACCAGCACCAACCUCUAGGAGAAGAGAGUCUGGUCGAAUGGGCUCGUCCACUGCUUCACAAAGCCAUUGAGACUGGAGAUUUCAGCGAUCUUGUUGAUAGACGGCUCGAAAAGCAUUACGUAGAGAAUGAAGUUUUCAGGAUGAUUGAAACGGCUGCUGCUUGUGUUAGGCAUUCCGGUCCAAAACGUCCUCGCAUGGUUCAGGUGGUGAGAGCAUUGGACAGUGAAGGGGACAUGGGAGACAUAAGCAACGGAGUCAAAGUGGGACAAAGCGGUGCUUAUGACUCUGGUCAGUAUAACUCAGACAUCAUGAAGUUCAGAAAAAUGGCGUUUGGUUUUGAUGACAGCUCAGAUUCCGGCAUGUACAGUGGAGACUACUCUGUCCCAAGCUCUCGGAAAGGAUCCAAUGGAACAUCUGCUGAGUUCACGAGGAACGAAUCCGAGAACCGAUUCAAUAACCGACGGUUCUGA
Microthlaspi erraticum is the source of this 2094-nucleotide messenger RNA. Lineage: Eukaryota; Viridiplantae; Streptophyta; Magnoliopsida; Brassicales; Brassicaceae. The record is from the annotation of a GenBank genome assembly.